CCUCGUGUCGUGCUGAUGGUGCUGCCGCCGCCCGUCUCCUGCAUCUAUCCGUCGCUCCAGUCUUGUCGCCAUUUUUCGGUAUUACAUGCUCGAGCCUCGCAUGCUUUCCCGCCCCUGUCGAUUUCUGCAGCAUCGCUUCGCGGCCGCCGACCAGCAGGCGCCGCCGUCGUCGCCGUCAUUGUCGCUGUCGCCGUCCCCGUCCCCGUCAGCCGUCCUCGCCGCCGCCGCCGCCCUCCUCUCCUCGUCGCUGUCGCCUCCGCCCGCAUCGUCGCCAGCCGCCGCACCGACCCCGUAAUACCGGCCGCAGCAAUCCCUCGCCGCUGGGUAGCAGCAACGCCAGCUGCCAACUUCCCGUUGCCCUGGCCUCGAGGCCAUCGUCGACGGCAGCUUGUUUUGUCGCGCAUUGCGGCCCGCGCCCUGUUACCUCAAUUGGCGUCGCUACCGAACACUGGCGCCAUCCUGGCUGAUGCCGACCGUUGCGGCAGCCCCUCGUCCUCUACGGCUUCACAUCCGUCGCUGAGACGAGACAGGCUUGCCUGCUGACACCCCGGCACGCCCUCCGUUGCUUCGCGAGAAAGAGGGCUGGCAGGAGCCCAAGGCCCUUCCCUCUGUACAUACACGUCGCCCUGGAUCACUCGCUACCAUGGCUUCUGAACGCGACGAAGGGUUGCCAGGGGACCGCCCUCGUGGUGAUCAUGGCGUCGACUACAACGGCCCCGAUGCCGGCUACCCAGUAGAUAGAAACUGGCAGAAUGGAGGCCGCAAAACACCCGACAGUUUAUACCGCCUCAAGCCCACCGGCUCUGCCCCCAACACCUCGGCCCCCCCGCCCGCUGGCUGGACAGACGAGCAGCCCCCUCGCCGGAGCGGGGAGAGGAACCGAUCGCGACAGAGAAAUGGACGCACCGCGAGCGGCCAGAUGCGCAUAUGCAAAAAGUGCGGCGAGCCGUUGACGGGUCAGUUCGUGAGGGCCCUCGACGGCACUUUCCACCUCGACUGCUUCAAGUGCAGAGACUGUGGUGAUAUCGUCGCUUCCAAGUUCUUCCCGGCGGAUGAUGAAAACGGCGAGGGGCAAUAUCCCCUCUGUGAGACCGACUACUUCCGACGCCUGGGCCUGCUCUGCUACCAGUGUGGUGGUGCCUUGCGCGGCUCAUACAUCACCGCCCUUGACCGCAAGUACCAUGUCGACCACUUCACAUGCUCGCUAUGCGCCACCAUUUUCGGGGCCCAGGACAGCUACUAUGAGCAUGACGGGAACGUCUACUGCCACUAUCACUAUUCAACGCAGCAUGCCCAAAAGUGCAAUGGCUGCCAAACAGCCAUUUUGAAGCAGUUUGUCGAGAUAUUCCGAAACGGGCAGAACCAACAUUGGCAUCCGGAGUGCUACAUGAUACACAAGUUCUGGAACGUCCGCUUGGGACAGGCUGCGGAUGUCCCUCCCGUAGCUCCAGAGGCCGACGCUCCGGUCAAGAGGGAGCUCAUUCGGGAGGAGGAGGAGCGCAUGGAGGAAAAAGUCUAUCGGAUUUGGAGCGUCCUCUCGACCUUUGAAGAGUCAUCCGCUGCCUGCAUUUCCGACAUGCUUUUGCACGUCAGCAACGGAGCGUAUGUCGACGGCGUCUUGGUGGCCAAGCGUUUCAUCUGGCAUGUCGAGGUGCUGUUCCAGUCUGCGGAUAGACUUGACGCCAUGGUACUGAGCCACAGUGAAAAAGGCUUAUCCUACGGACGCGAAGCGAAACUACUAUGUAAAAAGAUUGUUUCCUUCUUCUCCCUCCUUUCCAAAGCCCAAGACACCUCGGCGCGGAAAUUGGGCGUCACGCAAGAACUCCUCUCACUCGUCACGGGCCUUGCCCAUUAUCUUAAACUCCUGAUACGCAUCUGUCUUCAAGGCGCUCUGCGACUCGAACGCGAAACUGGAAAUAGCGACGGCCUCCACCAGCUCCUCAACGACCUCGCCGAUUUUGAGACGUACAAGACCGACGAGGGUUUGCUGCAGAUGGCCAUGGGCGGCGCGCGACUCGCUCUGAAGGAUUCAGAUCACUGCGCCCUGUGCAAUCGAUCAGUCGAAGACGAGUGCGUCAAGAACGGCGAGUACAGGUGGCAUUCGACCUGCGUCAAAUGCAACCGCUGCGGACGGGAAUUGGGACGUUCGCUCGGAGAGGCGCAGUACAACGCCUUCGACCACAGGAUCUACUGCACGAGCUGUGUGGCUGUCAACACUGACAGGACAUCGCUGUUUGAACGUGUCACCAAGCUUCAGCAGUACGUCUUCCUCCUCAAAGUGGCGCUGGCGCGACUCCUGGAUAUCCUUCGGAGCAGCGGCGCUCUGCCGUAUCCCUCUGAAGAGGCCGGCGCCGACAAGGGCAAGCUUGGUGCACCAGGUUUCUUGAGCUCGGACACGAGAUCCAAGUCCUUUGCCGGUAGGGGAGACAAGGAACAGAGUCACCGCGAGUCGACGUACGAAACCACCCUCAACGAGGUCAGAAGGCUUCGGAGCACAAGACUUGACCGUCACCUCUCGUCCAGCGUUAGGCAAGCUCGGACGUCACGCGUUAUGGAUGCGGAUGGCCAAGGCCCCCGGCCCGGGUCAGCUGGCGCGGAGGAAGUCGGACCCCAGGGGUCAACAGACCGCAUGUUUGGGCAAAAUGAUGCCAUCACUCUCGACGACAUUCCGCGAAUCGUGGCCGUGGAGCAGUCCCGCGAGCAGCAGCGCGACCGCAACCCCCGGCAGGACCUCUUCCGAUCCCCUGCCACGGAGCCCGGCCCGGCCCCAGGCCAUCAGCGGACGCAGUCGGCCAGCAGAGACAAUGAAGUCCGAGCCGCGGACCCCCUACCCACCCGCCUAACCCGCAAAUUCUUUCCUGAGCUCUCUGGGUUGGAGUACUUCAACGUGCGGCAUCUGGCUGUAUUGACUAUGCAGCCCAUGAUGGAGUCCGAGUUCAGCCUGGAGGAGCUGCUCGGCUUCAUCGAAUCGAGGAAGCCGGCAACCUUUUGGAAGAACCUCGGCAAGGCGUUCAAGAACGACAAGAGCAAGAACGUCAAAAAGAAAGGCGUGUUUGGCGUGCCCCUGGAAAUCAUCAUUGAGCGCGAUGGCGCAGACUCGACAGAUGGUGUCGGCCCGGGCACAUUGCGUAUCCCUGCCGUCAUCGAUGACAUCAUUUCGUCGAUGCGCAAGAUGGAUUUGUCCGUCGAGGGCGUCUUCCGCAAGAAUGGCAACAUCAAGAAGCAACAGGAGAUGGUGGACAAGAUCAAUGCCGAAGGCUGCGAUGUCGUUAACUUCAUGGAGCAGCCGGUCGUUCAACUGGCGGCGCUCCUGAAGCGCUACCUGCGAGACCUCCCAGAUCCUCUGAUGACGCACAAGCUAUACAGACUCUGGGUGAGUGCGGCAAAGAUUCCGGACCCAGCCGUGAGGAAGCAGUGCCUGCACAUGGCGUGCUGCCUGCUGCCGAAAAGCCACCGCGACAGCCUGGAAAUCCUCUUCACGUUUUUGAAAUGGGCCGGGUCGUUCCACCAGCUCGACGAUGAAGUCGGCUCCAAGAUGGACAUUCGAAACCUCGCAACAGUCAUUGCUCCCAACAUUCUGACGAACCCUAAUAAGGCGCCAGCCCUAGACAGCGAGGCCAUAUAUGUCAUUGAUGCGGUGGAAAUUGUCAUCAGCAACAUUGAGGAGAUGUGCCAGGUACCGGACGAGCUCUUGACGUUGUUGAAUGAUCCGUAUCUGUUUAGCAACAAUGGCGAGGUCACAAGCAAAGAAAUCCUGAGGCGGUUCCAGGACCGGCGCGGGCAGCUCCCCCCGGCCGAGAUCAAUGAGGUGUAUAAGCGACAAGACACAUCGACACGAUCGCCACCACGACGCGUUGAGACGGACCCGUCAGUCUGGCAGGGCGAGAGAACGGUCCGGCCCGUGCAAGACCCAGCCAUGCCCGCGGCCGCAUACUCCGGCCAUGGGACACCCCCCCGGGAAUGGGCCGUCCAAGGAGACCACCCGUCGCCAUACAACACUCGAUUCAAUCAUUCCGACAGCCAGCUGGACAACUCGGAGCAUUCUCAGCGCGGCGAGUGGCGAAACUCUGCGUGGGGACGCCGCGGCGGCGGCCUCGGUGUGGGCGGAAACUCAUGACGGGCCUCGAAAGCGACGCCAGUGCGCCCGCCUGAUGCAGGCAUUCUGGUUGCUUACAACAAGAGACAUGAUUUCGGUGUAGCCAUAUGCAUCAUCCACGGCGUUUUGUCCCUUUCCCCUUAUCGAUCCACUUUUCAUGCCAGGCGCGACGAAAACAAAAGGGGCGAGCCCCCACUAUCAUUUAGCCUCGACACGACGGUUCUGUGCGUUGUUCUGUUGUUCUCUUCACUGCGGUUUGCGUUGGUCGGCUAGGCCAGGCCCCCUGCUCCUUUUUACAACAUGGCUUUGAAUUCCCUGUUUUGGUUUCUGCGCCAUGAAACGGCGGUUGCUGUCCCUCGACAGCCCGCAGCCUGUCGGAAUGAUGAGAUGCAGACGUGUUGUCGUUCUGACAAGUCCUCUUCUACUGUCCGCUCGACGGGCCCACUGGAGAUAUUCCCCAGGAGUGGCCGCGGUCUCUUUUUUACAUUUUGUUCUAUCUUUCAUUUUUCGGCGAGAAGGAUUAUGCGGCGAGGGUAACCGACUUGGGGGUUUUUUGUUUUUUUUUGUUUCUUGUCUUGGUGCAGUGUGGACGGGCGCCGAAUGGUUGUUGGAUGUGUGCCGGACUUGGGCAGCGGUGGGGUGCGGGCACGUUGAAGCUGGAGCGAGUUCCUGACUGCCGUUACAAAAACAAGUGUGGCGUUUGUUGUUAUGGGGGGUGGCGCAGUGAGCGAGCAUCGUAGAUUGGACACGAGUGGCCUGGGGGUUGUUGAAAGGGUGCCUGCGUGCGUGGCUGGCUGGCUGUGUGUAGGUAGAGAGAGAAAGAGGGUGCCCGAGUGGUGAGGUCGGCCGAUGUGUUGACGGAGGAGACAAGGCAAAGAAAGAGAUUCCCCAAUGCAACCAUGAAGCUUGGCGUGUGCUAGUAAUGGCAUGUUUGUGGCACCGUGAGAUAUGCGAC
This is a messenger RNA of Purpureocillium takamizusanense, 5051 nucleotides long. It is a transcript of the gene rga1, whose product is annotated as Rho-type GTPase activating protein Rga1. Bases 644 to 4117 code for a protein of 1157 amino acids. The transcript has 4 exons. Gene Ontology annotation, cellular component: cytoplasm. Lineage: Eukaryota; Fungi; Ascomycota; Sordariomycetes; Hypocreales; Ophiocordycipitaceae. Gene Ontology annotation, biological process: signal transduction; actin cytoskeleton organization. The record is from RefSeq and is a predicted model, not a curated record.